AUGGCAACAAGUAGUGUGUCUCAGGCGGCUCUUCGGAUGUUCCAAUCCCGCAGCAAGCAUCCCUAUAUACGAUCGAAAUCGGAAUCGCAAUCGGCCUGUGAUGAGUCUCUUUCAGACUCCACAGAGAUCCUCGACACGGAUUUUGAUUCGGAUUUUUACGAAAACUACUCCGUUGGCUCGGCUCGCAGAAGCUCCGGAUCCCUUGCGGAUAGUGUCACUACUGCUUCUACUCCAGAUGACAUCAAGACACCCGUUUCGACGGGUCUGACCGGCUUUCACUUCCAUAUCGAUGAGAACCCAGUGGCCGGUCCUACGGGACCUCACCUCUUUCGACUCAUGACUGAACCACCGUCAAUAAAAGAACAGUCUGUUGAAGUCGAGUUGAUCAUGGAAGAUGCCCCUCUCAGCGCUACCAUUCCCCUGUACGGCUUCGCGUCCAAGCUGGAGCCCGAGAGACGGGAUACUCCAGUCCCAGAUGAUUCCAAAAAGCAGUCAAAGAGUGACCCUACCCCAGAACCAAUAAUCGCGAACAACCGUGCCUCGGGAUCUUCGGAUUACGGUGUCGCCAAAUGGUCUCCUCAAGAUGUUGUCAAGUGGAUGCAAACUCUCGGUUUCGAGGACGGCAUUGUGGAGAAGUUCUUCAUCAACGACAUCUCGGGUUCGAUUCUUCUGGAGCUGCAGGUUGAGGACCUCAAGGAACUCGAUAUUCAAUCCUUUGGCAAGCGUCAUCAACUCAUGGGCGCUAUUAGACAGCUUCGAAACGGCCCACAAAUGGUCUGUGAUGAUCAGGCUGCACCGGAGCCUGUAUGCCGCGAGGACACUGCCACACCAAAGACCACUGCCGCUGAUGUUGGUACCGACUGCAGUACAAGCCCAAUCACCGACGAGGAAAAGCCAGGCUCGCGGAACAGACAGCACAAGCAUCGUCGUCGCCAAAAGCACAAACAGGCUGGUGAUAUCGGUCCUGAUGAUUCCGUGUCCAUUGUUGCUAUUGAGCAGCUGCUGCCAAGAUUACACACCUGCUCCAAGGGAGAGAACUGUCGCAAGUGGCAAAAGCAGCAGGUCAAGCUGGCUCGCUUAGUCGAAGGUCUCCCCGCUGGAGCCCUCGGUGGCUCUGUCAUUGUCGCUGGUGAUCCGGGAAACGCUGCUACUGCACAGGCACUAGCUAAGACGCCCAAAUCAGAUGUGACACCUUCCCUCAUUGCCUCAUCUGAUGUUCUUGGUCCUGAAAAAGGGCCUGAGUUCCAGCUUUCCAAGGAGAAGCUGGGUGGUGUACAGCCUAGGGAUCCUCAGGAGAAUGUGCGCAACUUCCUGAAUUUCCAGCGCCUCAGUCGGCUCCAACCCGUCAAUGAUCCUGCCACUCCUCCCCAGGAGACCCUCCCGUCACCGGAGUCUGACUCGCCUGGUAGGGCGAAUGCUAGUCUGGCCGAGAACCUUCGGCAUCUUCCCAAGCUUCGGAUCCCCAGCGCUCACAACUCGUUGACGAGCUCGACCCUAUCGCCCAGCUACUCUGCUCAGCGCACUAUCACCCCAUCCAUUCUGCACAGAAAGCAACCUUUCGCUCAGCCCGACGCCCCGACGCCGUCAAACCCCUACUCUGCUGGGGCAUCCCCUGCCGACUUCUACCGUCAACAUCCACAGUACAGUCAGAGUACGCCCUUGUCUGAGAUGGAUGUUCCAGUGACCGCUAUCCUACUGGGACCCGUAUCUCGUAACAUCUCCCAGUCGGUGCCACCGGAUAUGCGGUUUGGAAAUUACAAGCACCACGUGGCAGAUCCCGUCCGUCGACCAGCGUCUACGAAGGCUGAGAACCAUCGCAGACUGCCUUCCCAUCAGAACAGUUCCGCGUUAUGUCCCCUGGAUGAAGUAGAGUCUCUCGGCCCUAUUGAAACUCCCGAGGACCUGGAUCGGACUCCGCGUGCAGCCCACUGCAAGAACAAUCCAUUCAGUCCCGGAAGUCCAUUCGUCAAUGAUAUUAUGCACAGUGGCUGGAUGAAGAAGCGAAAGACGACCCGACUUUUGCGUCACGACUGGGAGGACCAUCACUUUACGCUGCGAGGCACCAAGCUGGUCAUGCACCCAGACGAGGAAGCUUCUCACCGCGACUCCAAGGCCCUCGAGUACAUCGACGUUGAUGACUAUGCGGUUGCGUGCUCAUCUCUGCCUUCUAGCUCGAAGUUGACCGCUGCUUUCAAGAAGACCGUGCUCAAACGCAAGGAUAACGUUCAAGGCGAAGCUGCGUUUGCGUUCUCUUUGAUACCUUCGCCCAACGGUGUUGUCGAUCGCAAGUUCUUCCUCAAUCAAGGUUCCAAGGCACACCAUUUUGCAGUAAAGACCCGCGAGGAGCGCAUUGGCUGGAUGAGAGAGUUGAUGCUCGCCAAGGCGCUCCGACGAGGUCGAGAAAGCGGAGCCACCGUCAACCUCAACGGUACAGCUCUUUGA
Aspergillus clavatus NRRL 1 is the source of this 2442-nucleotide messenger RNA. Its product is annotated as SAM and PH domain protein. Lineage: Eukaryota; Fungi; Ascomycota; Eurotiomycetes; Eurotiales; Aspergillaceae. The transcript is spliced from 3 exons. Bases 1 to 2442 code for a protein of 813 amino acids. The record is from RefSeq and is a predicted model, not a curated record. Gene Ontology annotation, molecular function: protein binding.